AUUUUGAAUUCACCAUAGGGCUCAGCCAUUCCUAGAGGAAUUCUAGGCACCUUGGAAAAAAGCGAAAUCGCGCUAGGGAUUUCAGCCGAUCUGGCAGCUCUUCCGAUGCCACUGGCGCGCCUUUUAAUCCAAAGCGCCUUUUUCGUGUCUCAUGUUUGCUCGUUUAUUGCGGAGGCCUAUAUAUGCUUCAAGAUGCUGGAAAAGGAUCACUUCCAAGUAAUCUGGAAGGCUGAUGCCAAGUACAUCUUGUGCGAGAAGCUUGAUAUGAUUCCUGACCUGGAACCGGAGUUGAUGGAGGGCACCACUGUGGCCUACCGAUGUCCGGCGUCAAAGGAAUCGGCCCUGCAGUGGAUUCAGCUGUACCAAGAGGCCGCCAACAUCACCCUGACGACGUACGACUCCAUGUCGAAUGGCCAAAGGGUGGUGUACUGGGCCAGGCUUCGUUGUCACCACGACGUCCCAGAAAAGCCGAGUCGUCCGAGGAAAAACCAAUCCGCCAAGGACACCGGGUGCCCCCUGCGCCUGAAAGUGACUGUCGCCAACACUCCAAAACGGAAUAGGUCUACAGACCCAUGCGCGGCUUACGAGCUACGGGUGACAUGUAACAAGAAGCCCCACAACCACGCCGUGGACAACGCUGCCGCUCUGAGACAUCGACGCGUCUCUGAGCUGACGAAGGCCCGGCUGAUGGAGCUGUUCCAGCACCACCACUCGCCCUCCACGGCGCUGGAGACCCUGAAACUACAGCUUCAGGAGGAGCAUGGGAGCGCCUACCCGUCGGUGGCCGCAGACCGAGCCAUUGUCCCAGAUAGGAUGGCCGUCUACUACCUGUACUACAAGCACUGUCGGGAGCGUUACCCAGCCUCGACCCAGGAGGAGACCAUGGACCUCAUCCGCCACAUGAAGGACGUCCGCACGGCGGUCUCAGUCGAGGACGGCGAGACGGUGAUCGCGGCGGUGACGCCGCUGAUGGAGCGCGUCCACACGCUCCCCGACGCGGGAGAGGUGGUCUUCGUCGACGCCUCAGGAGGGAUGAACCGGCACGGCCAGCGCGUCUUCCUGCUGAUGUGCUGGAGCCCGGCCGGUGGUCUGCCUCUCGGUGUCAUCGUCUCCACCUCGGAGACCGAGGCCGUGGUGGACAAAGCCUUCCGGCUGCUCGUCGGGAUUUUACCAGACGGCGCCUUUGGCGGGCGUGGAAGGCGCGGCCCUCUGUGCUUCAUGACGGACGACUGUCAGGCCGAGCGGAACGCGCUGUCGGCGGUGUGGCCUGAGGCGCGGCUCCUGCUGUGCACGUUUCACGUGCUGCAGGCCGUCUGGCGAUGGCUUCACAACGGCAAACAUGGCAUCGACAAGCAACACAGGCAGGCUAUCAUGGCACUAGCCAAACAGCUCGUGUACGCCAACAAUGAGGCGGAGAUAGCGACGACGAUGGAGCUGGUGGCUACCGAGUGGGGCGAGCGCUACCCACUGCUGGACCAGUACCUGCAGGGUUUCGCUGCCCGCCGUCAAGAGUGGGCGCUGUGCCUCCGCACGGAUGUCCCCACCCGGGGACACAACACGAACAACAUCGUGGAGUCCGCCUUCAGAGUCCUCAAAGACUCUGUCCUCUACAGGACUCGGGCGUUCAACCUGCUGCAGCUGUUUGAUUUCGUCACGGUCCAGCUCAGCAAGCACUACGCCAGGAGGGCGUGCGACGUGGCCAACGGCCGGCAGCGGGCGGCACUGCGCCGGUCCGCGGCGGCACCAGCCAAGAAACGGGCACUGUGACGCAGGUGACGGAGUUCACCUAUCAGGUGAAGUCGCUGACGUCGGUCGGCAUCACCUACCUGGUGGACCUGAACGUCGGCGCCUGCACCUGCAGGAUGAACCGGCGGACUGGCGGCUGCAAACACCUCCGAGCCGUGCGGCAGCAGACUGGCGCUGUGCCGGAGGCGACGGCGACAAAGGAGACGCGGAGGGCCUUGAUGGACAUCGCCAUGGGGACCAGCCAGCAGCUGCCAGGCAACUGGUUUGACCCUCUGGUCGCCGAGCCGUCCACCUCGUCACCUCCUGGCCCCACGCCCGCCAGCGCCCCCGGAGUCGCGCAGCCCCAGCCGUCGCCUGGUCCCGAGGAGUACGACGACGACGCAAUGGACUUCGAGGACCCCGCCGCUGCGGCGGCGGCUGUCAGUGGAGCUGAGCAGCGACGCUCAGAUGACCGGACACGCCAAACCGUGGCGUUCAUCCAGGAGUGGGCAGCCUUCAUGUGCGAGGCAGUCGUCCAGGACGACACCUGGGAGAGGGCUGCCGCUGCCUUCCAGCAGAGGUGGGGCCAGCUGCCCACUGCUGGCCGCCAGUCCGCUCUGCACCAGUUUGGAGGUGCGCAGGGCUGCCGGCGGAACGCCACCCAGAUUCCGGUCCAGCCGACCAGCACUGCCCGUCGCACCAGCACCAACGUGCGGGGUCGCGCUCGCUGGCCCGCUGGACGGCCGUGCCGCUCCGCGCGCACCGGGGAGCACGGCUACGUGGCAGCCUCCGCCAGGCGGUCGGCGGCGCCCCACAGCCUGGCCACCUGUGUUGACCAGAACCGCCCCCUGGGGCGCUGAGUGGUAGAGGUGAAGUGGGGGUGACCGGGGCAAGUUGGUGCCAGGGGGGGGGGGGGUAAGUUGGGACGGAAGGAAUAUUUCCAAUACUUCUCGACAGUUGGCGUUCAAACUUAUUUUGUACAUGCACAGUACAUGCACAGUCUGUUUGUCAACGUGGUGUCGGCGCGUGCUGAGGUAAGUGCUGUUCAUAAUCGCUACAAAUGUGUUUCAGGUACCAAAAGUGAUUUUCUUGCUGUGAAAAUAUUCUCUUCUAGUGUCGUUGUGUGUGCCUUUUUGUUUGCCGCAGGAGUACUGCAAACGUUUGUGUUUUGUCGUUAAUGCCCGCAUGGAUUAGCGAUGAUUGUUCAUGUGAAACAUGAAUAAAAAUGUGUUUAGA
Molecule: messenger RNA, 2961 nt
Organism: Amphibalanus amphitrite
Lineage: Eukaryota; Metazoa; Arthropoda; Thecostraca; Balanomorpha; Balanidae
Exons: 10
Coding region: 106-1767 (553 amino acids)
Source: RefSeq, a predicted model, not a curated record